Cuculus canorus (common cuckoo) is the source of this 1538-nucleotide messenger RNA. It is a transcript of the gene EED, whose product is annotated as embryonic ectoderm development. Gene Ontology annotation, biological process: negative regulation of transcription by RNA polymerase II. NCBI's taxonomy places the organism in Eukaryota, Metazoa, Chordata, Aves, Cuculiformes, Cuculidae. Gene Ontology annotation, molecular function: protein binding; nucleosome binding. The coding region runs from base 7 to 1335 and encodes 442 amino acids. Gene Ontology annotation, cellular component: ESC/E(Z) complex. The record is from RefSeq and is a predicted model, not a curated record. The transcript is spliced from 12 exons.
GGGAAGAUGUCCGAGCGGGGUGACGCUCCGGCGGCAGCGGUUGGGGCUGAGAUGCCGGCCAAGAAGCAGAAGCUGAGCAGCGACGAGAACAGCAACCCCGGCGACUUGUCCGGGGAUGAGAACGAUGACGCUGUUAGCAUUGAAAGCGGUACUAACACUGAACGCCCUGAUACACCAACAAACACUCCUAAUGCACCAGGAAGGAAGAGCUGGGGGAAAGGAAAAUGGAAAUCAAAGAAGUGCAAGUAUUCCUUCAAAUGUGUAAACAGCCUAAAGGAGGACCAUGGUCAGCCUUUAUUUGGAGUCCAGUUUAACUGGCACAGUAAAGAAGGUGAUCCUCUGGUUUUUGCCACCGUAGGCAGCAACAGGGUUACUUUAUAUGAAUGUCAUUCCCAAGGAGAAAUCCGUCUGUUGCAGUCGUACGUGGAUGCUGAUGCAGAUGAAAAUUUCUAUACCUGUGCAUGGACGUAUGAUAGCAAUACAAGCCAUCCUCUUCUGGCUGUGGCUGGGUCCAGAGGUAUUAUUAGGAUAAUUAAUCCUAUUACAAUGCAAUGCAUAAAGCACUACGUGGGCCAUGGUAAUGCAAUCAACGAACUGAAAUUCCAUCCAAGAGAUCCAAAUCUCCUUUUAUCUGUAAGCAAAGAUCAUGCAUUGAGACUGUGGAACAUCCAGACAGACACGCUGGUUGCAAUAUUUGGAGGAGUAGAAGGGCACAGGGAUGAGGUGUUAAGUGCAGAUUAUGAUCUUCUUGGUGAAAAAAUCAUGUCCUGUGGGAUGGAUCACUCUCUGAAACUCUGGAGAAUUAAUUCCAAGAGAAUGAUAAAUGCCAUCAAAGAGUCUUACGAGUACAACCCAAAUAAAACCAACAGGCCUUUUGUUUCCCAGAAAAUUCACUUUCCUGACUUUUCUACAAGAGACAUACAUAGAAAUUAUGUUGACUGUGUACGGUGGUUGGGAGACUUGAUCCUUUCCAAGUCCUGCGAAAAUGCUAUUGUGUGCUGGAAACCUGGCAAAAUGGAAGAUGAUAUAGAUAAAAUCAAGCCCAGCGAGUCAAAUGUGACCAUACUUGGGAGGUUUGAUUACAGCCAGUGUGAUAUAUGGUACAUGAGGUUUUCCAUGGAUUUCUGGCAAAAGAUGCUUGCUCUGGGCAAUCAGGUUGGCAAACUUUAUGUUUGGGAUUUAGAAAUAGAGGAUCCUCAUAAAGCCAAGUGUACGACUCUUACUCAUCCUAAAUGUGUUGCUGCCAUCCGACAAACCAGUUUUAGCAGGGACAGUAGUAUCCUUAUAGCUGUGUGUGACGAUGCCAGUAUCUGGCGCUGGGACAGACUGCGAUAAAUUACUUUUUCUUAAUUCAAAGUAGAAAAUAUAUUUUCAAGUUAUAACAUAGUCUCUUAACUUGCUAGUAUGGUAGAUGCAUUUAAUGUAGACAUUCUCUAAGGUUCGGCGGGCUGGAGCUGAACUCAGUGAUGUUUACAUUCUGGGUAUUGUUCUGCUUGAAAUUGCUGCUUUUAAUAAAAAGAAGUAUUUUUGUAAAGUUU